Malassezia japonica is the source of this 1128-nucleotide messenger RNA. RefSeq names its product mRNA (2'-O-methyladenosine-N(6)-)-methyltransferase (gene IME4). The record is from RefSeq and is a predicted model, not a curated record. Lineage: Eukaryota; Fungi; Basidiomycota; Malasseziomycetes; Malasseziales; Malasseziaceae. Gene Ontology annotation, cellular component: RNA N6-methyladenosine methyltransferase complex; nucleus. Bases 1 to 1128 code for a protein of 375 amino acids. Gene Ontology annotation, molecular function: nucleic acid binding; mRNA m(6)A methyltransferase activity. The transcript has 5 exons.
AUGGAGGACCGGAGCGCUGCGGCGGUGCUCGCCGCGCGGUACCUGCACCGGCCCACGGGCAAGGAGCGCCUGCUUGCCGAGCUGUUCCACAGCACCGACAAUCGGUUCCAGGGGCACUGCGCGCACAUUACGCGCGAGGCGUGCGAGGCGGCGCCCGGCUCGGCAGAGCCUUGUCCUCUGCUUCAUUUCCGCCCUGUCUUUUAUCCCCAUACGAAUCCCGCACUUGGGCACUGCGGCUACCUGAAUGCGUGCCAUCGAAAGGCGACGUGCAAGUUUCUCCAUUUCGAGAUCGACCUCCGCCCGCCGCAGGUGCCCUUUGCAUGGGAGUGCACGAGCGCGGUGCCGUACGACGCCGCGUCCAAGUACGCAGAGCACGCCGCGAUCGAAGAGCCGGUGCGCGUCCUGCGCCAAGCCGGCCUCGAGGCGUGGCUGCACGCGCAGGAAUGGCAUGCCGCGCAGCCCCGCCUGCCUGCGCAGUGGAUCUCGUGCGACGUGUGCACCUUUCCUUUGUCGACGCUCGGCAAGUUUGACGUGGUGGUCGCCGAUCCCCCGUGGGACAUCCACAUGUCGUUGCCGUACGGCACGCUCUCGGACGAGAAUAUGUACGCCCUUCCUCUGCCCGACCUCCAGGAAGAGGGCCUGCUCUUUCUCUGGGUGACGGGGCGCGCAAUGGAGCUGGGGCGCCAGUUGCUCAAGCACUGGGGCUAUGUCCGUAUUGACGAGCUGAUCUGGGUCAAGAUCAACCAGAUGCAGCGCCUCAUCCGCACGGGGCGCACCGGCCACUGGCUCAACCACACCAAGGAGCACUGCUUUGUCGGCCUCAAGCGCAAGGGGAUGGCGCCUGUCGACGCACCACCCCCUGGCACGCACAUACCUCUUCCAGAAUGGAUGCACGCGGGCCUUGGCAACGAUGUGAUCGUCGCCCCGGUCCGCGAUACGUCGCGCAAACCCGACGAGCUCUACGACAUGAUCGAAAAAAUGUGCCCGGGCGGCCGCAAGGUCGAGCUCUUUGGGCGCCAGCACAAUGUGCGCCCGGGAUGGCUCACACUUGGCAACCAGCUGAAAAACGACCACGUCGUCGAGCCGCACCUCCAAGCCGCGUGCGAAGCGCGCGACGCCGCCCAAUAG